GAUCCUGAGGUCUCUGUGUACUCUUAAACCAGUUACAGGCUUUUACAAGGAAUCAGAACAAAUGUAUUCAAAUAGCAUCAUAAUUAGAUGUUCUCUGAGGUGUCCCACAUACCCCUGUAGGACUGAUUGGGAAUAAGAUGUCUACAUAUGCAAAAUAUCUUGAAGAAUGGAACUGCAGAGUAAUUUUCUCAGUUAUAUUUAAGAUAAAGCAACUUUUGAGGACACAUAAGUCAUCUGAGUUCUUACAAAGUUAACUCAAAAUUCUCAAUAUAUAUUACUGGAACUCUGAAAAAGUAGUGGGCUGGAGAACCUUUCAUUCAGUAACUGCAAUGGUCCAUCCUAAGAGGGGCACCAGCACAAAUCCAUAUGGAAGAUGAACCUCCUCCUUCUCAAGGAGUCAGUGUCAAGGUUUUGGAAGCAACGUUAUUGUCAGCCCUGAAGAUGCUGGAUGUUGGGAAAUGGCCAAUUUUUUCCCUUUGUUCACAAGAAGAGCUCAAGUUAAUUCGUCAAGCCUGUGUAUUUGGCAGUGCUGGUAAUGAGGUGCUGUAUGUAACUGAAAAUGAUGAGGUUUUUGCGCUUGGCAUGAACUGCAGCGGAUGUUUAGGAACAGGAGACGUCCAAAGCACAAUUGAACCAAAGAGAUUAGAUGUUCUGUGUGGCAAAAAGAUAGCCUGUCUGAGUUAUGGAAGUGGCCCUCAUGUUGUUCUUGCUACUGAAGAAGGAGAAGUGUACACGUGGGGUCACAAUGCUUACAGUCAGUUGGGCAACGGUACAACAAAUCAUGGUUUGGUUCCCUGUCAAGUCUCUACUAACUUGGUGAAUAAGAAAGUCAUUGAAGUUGCUUGUGGCUCCCAUCAUUCUAUGGUGUUAACGUCUGAUGGGGAGGUAUACACGUGGGGUUAUAAUAACUCAGGCCAGGUUGGUUCUGGUUCAACUGCUAAUCAACCAAUUCCUCGAAGAGUUACCAGCUGCCUGCAGAAUAAAGUAGUAGUUAACAUAGCCUGUGGACAGAUGUGCUCUAUGGCUGUGCUGGAAAAUGGAGAGGUCUAUGUCUGGGGUUACAAUGGUAAUGGCCAGCUGGGGCUGGGCAGCAGCGGCAAUCAGCCAACACCAUGCCGAAUAGCAGCUUUGCAAGGCAUUCGUGUACAGCGGGUUGCCUGUGGCUGUGCACAUACAUUAGUGCUAACAGAUGAAGGUCAGAUUUAUGCCUGGGGAGCCAAUUCAUACGGCCAGUUAGGUACCGGGAACAAAAGCAACCAGUCUUACCCUACUGCAGUUACUGUGGAUAAGGACAGAGUUAUAGAGGUUGCAGCCUGCCACUCUGCUCACACUUCAGCUGCCAAGACACAGAGUGGCCAGGUGUACAUGUGGGGCCAGUGCCGCGGCCAGUCUGUGGUCCUUCCCCACCUCACUCACUUUGCCUGCACUGACGAUGUGUUUGCUUGCUUUGCUACCCCUGCUGUUAUGUGGCGUCUUCUCUCAGUAGAGCCUGAUGACCACCUAACAGUAGCCCAGUCACUGAAGAAGGAAUUUGACAACCCUGAAACUGCAGACGUGAAGUUCCUAGUGGAUGGAAAAUACAUCCAUGUUCAUAAAGUUCUUCUCAAAAUUAGGUGUGAACAUUUUCGUUCCAUACUGAAUAAUGAUGAUGAAAUUAUAGAAAUGAAUGAGUUUUCUUAUCCUGUUUACCGAGCCUUCCUGGAGUACCUCUAUACAGACAGUAUUAGGCUUCCUCCUGAAGAUGCAAUAGGUCUCCUAGAUUUGGCCACACUGUAUAGAGAAAACAGAUUGAAAAAGCUUUGCCAGCAAACAAUCAAACAAGGCAUUUGUGAAGAGAACGCGAUCGCUCUUCUUUCUGCUGCUGUCAAAUAUGAAGCUCAGGACUUGGAAGAGUUUUGUUUCAGAUUUUGCAUAAACCACUUAACUGUUGUAACACAAACUCAAGGCUUUGCAGAGAUGGACCACGAUCUCCUGAAAAGCUUCAUUAGCAAAGCAAGCAGAGUGGGAGCAUUCCGAAAUUGAGAGCUGCCCACCACCAAGCUGAAGAGCGCGGCCUCAUUGCUCCUGGGAAUACCUUCUCCACUGGAGGGCUUUGAAGAGAGACUCGGCGUCUGCUGGCUUGGGGAAUGCCUUGAAGUCUGCUGACAUACUGGUUUGAAAAGAUGAGAGCAGCAUAGGCGUGUAGGGAGAGCCAGCAUUCAGAAUCUGACAGCAAAAUCUAACACAGUAACUACCCUUUCCCACUUUAAGUCAAGCAAACUAAGCUGUCAUUACUGUGGCUAUUUUGAGUAUAUUAUUUUUAUGUAAACAACCUGUAACUGGAUUUUAUGGAGCAGUGACAACCUUGCUGCUACAACUUUGAUAGCACACUUCUAUCACCAAACGAAGUUAAUAGGCCAUAGUGGGCUGCUUUGUGCCAGCUUAUGCAGAUUAGGGACGAACUUGGUUUCUGAGCACAUGAAGAAGUGCUAUAAAUUCUUUAGGAUGAGAGGCUGAGUGGUAGGAGGUUUUGUCUCACUGUAUGUUUAUUUGCAGUGUAAAUACCAAAACUGUGAAGAGCUUCAGCUGGAUAUUAGAAUAUGAAGUUGCUGGCCAUUAUGGCCACUGUUUUGGACCAUUAAGAAACCUCUCCGUUACACCAGACACGUUCCCUGGCAUCCCAGUGGGAUGGCAAACAGGAUUUGUCCGGAUGUGAAUUGUGGCACUGUGUGUUUCAGCACUCAGAAAACCAUCUCGUUGCUUAUUAGAAGGAAAAAGAAACCUAAACAAAACCUCAAGGAAAGGGAAGUUCCACUGAGAUUUGCUCAUUGAAUCCUGUUUCACUGCCUGUCCCCCAGUAGGCCAUCUUAUAAAAGUGGAAAAGAAGAUAAGGUGAUAAAAUGGGCCUUAGAAUUAACUCACAAAUGCAGAACUCAGCUACUUCCCACAUGGCAGUAAGGACAGCCUGCUGAGUGUGUUGUUUCAGGUUCUCCUUUGGCAGUGCUGCAGCACCUCUCCAGGUGACACCACCAGUUGUGUUCCGUGCCUGUGUCAGAUGAGACGAGUUGUCUGCUGGCCAUUGAGGCGGGUGGGAUGGCUGAGGCGCAGUAGGUACUUAAUUAAUUUCUAACUGAUUGACAUGUGCUGAGAUAAAAUCCCACCUUGUGUUACACAUAUGAAGGGUUGCCCUCUUACAGAAGAUGCUGAGCUUAUGGAGCAGUUCCUUGGAACUUUAACAGUAAAUUAACUCUGAGAAAUGAUUUCUCUUCACAGAGCAGGAGGGGCAGCUGUAAAUGCCCACUGUGGUAUUGUACAAAACUGGGUGGCCAGGUUCAGUGUGCUGGUCUAUGUCAUGCCACCUUCACUCAGGCUCAUGCCCUGCUAGAGUCCUCUGGUGACUUAUUCCAGGCUUCAAAUGUGAUUUCUAAGAACUUAAUUCCCUUAAAUGAUCUCAGCCUCAUUUCCUCCUUUCUGCAGUGGAAAUUACUGUCCUUGGUCAUAUCAGAGAAUUGUUUCUUAAGCUGUUGUAUUCCUGGAGGAGAAGGAAGAGGAGAAACAGUUUCUCAGAGAAGAGGAGCAAGGAGUUGCUCUCGUCACAUUGGUCUCUGCAGUGGUGAUUGGAUGGGUAAGGCGUGCACUAGGAAUAUGUUGUAUGGCCUACUGCUAACGAGCUUAUUUUGCCAUCCCAUGGUCAUACAGCUUCCUCCAGCAGCACUGAACCUUACUUCAGUUGCUGUGUCAGUAUUUCAUCUUCAAAUAGGACUGGUCAAAACUUUCUACUACAUAUUGCCAUCUCAUCAAAACCACAACUUCCCGGAGGGGAAAAUGAUGUGCUGUGGUAAUCCCGUCUUUAAAAGUACUUGCUGCAGGCACACAGAUGAGGCUGUUCUCAGGUGAGGCACAAGUUCACUGUGCUGUAGCCCAACACUAAUAAUAUCCAGAGAGCAGAUAAAAGGCAACACUGUGAGCCAAGGCUGGGGAGUUCCAACCUGUUUGAUUGAGCCAGGGACAGCAUGAAGUCUCAGUCCUUUGGGCCUGAGAACUGCCAGCAUCACCUGCCAGCAUGGCCUUGGCAGCACGCAGAAUCAGGUGACACUGCUGCAGCCCUGCUUUUGGGUAGCAACUUGCAUGGGCAGAUAGUGAUAGGACGAGGGGAAAACUAAAAGACGUUAGGUGUUAGGAACUUCAGUGUGUCUGACAAAGGUCGUCAUCUUGAGAGAAGGCAUCUCUGCACUGAACGAAGGUGACUGUGGGUGUAUGAUGGCAGCGUUGGCUGUCCCUCACGCCACACGUACCGUUGGUCCUGGAUGUGAUGGCAUUGUAUUCAUAGAGACUGCUGUUUAUUUAUUUGCUAACUUUUGUUUGCAUGCACUUUCCUUGGCACUUAAUGGUCAAUGUUUAAGAAACAUACAGGCGUAAGUGGUUAAACGUGGCUGCGUGUGCGUAGAUGUGCUUAAAACCUUCUUGUGGGACAUCCUGGAAGAAAUGCAAGAUGGAUUUUGCCACUGUACCAUGGUCUGCAAUGGAGUUAAAUUGUGGAUCCUGUAGGGAUCUUUGCUUAAGAAAGGGAAACACAGAGUGGAACUUGCAAGGAAGAGACAAGACAAGAAGCUGAUCGCCUCCAGGUUCAGUUGCUGAAUAGUCAGCACUGCAGUGCUGUGGGUAGUCGUGGUACUGAGUGAGUGAGCUGCUGAGUCACUUCCAUUGGCCUUCCUUGGACAACCAAGAGCUCAGCUGCCCCACAGAGCCGCGACUCGCUGGGUACCUCCUCAUGGUGCAGCCUGAACAUACAAAUAGGUUCUGAUCUCUUGUUUGUUUAUAAACUUGCCCGGGUUUAACAGACCAUUAAUAAAAACACCAUCGUAUUUAAGAAGUGCAA
Molecule: messenger RNA, 4858 nt
Organism: Coturnix japonica (Japanese quail)
Lineage: Eukaryota; Metazoa; Chordata; Aves; Galliformes; Phasianidae
Source: RefSeq, a predicted model, not a curated record